AUGGUCAGGAUCUCGGUUCUGAACGACGCCCUUGUCAGCAUUGUCAACGCCGAGCGCCGGGGUAAGCGCCAGGUUCUUAUCCGCCCUUCAUCCAAGGUGGUGGUCAAGUUCCUCAGUGUGAUGCAGAAGCACGGUUACAUUGGCGACUUUUGGAUUGUUGACGACCACCGUGCCAACAAGAUUGUUGUGGAGCUCAACGGUCGCAUCAACAAGUGCGGUGUUGUGUCGCCCCGCUUCAGUGUCCCCCUUAACCAGAUCGAAACCUGGGUCUCGAACAUGCUUCCCGCACGUUCUUUCGGUUUCAUUGUCCUCACCACCUCGUCUGGUAUCAUGGACCACGAGGAGGCCCGCCGGAAACAUGUUGCCGGCAAAGUCCUUGGCUUCUUCUACUAA
Molecule: messenger RNA, 393 nt
Organism: Malassezia vespertilionis
Lineage: Eukaryota; Fungi; Basidiomycota; Malasseziomycetes; Malasseziales; Malasseziaceae
Gene: RPS15A
Product: 40S ribosomal protein S15a
Exons: 3
Coding region: 1-393 (130 amino acids)
Biological process (GO): translation
Cellular component (GO): ribosome; cytosolic small ribosomal subunit
Molecular function (GO): structural constituent of ribosome
Source: RefSeq, a predicted model, not a curated record